AUGAUGGAAAUGAAUGGCGAAAAUACCAGUACGAGCAGCUGCGACAACGAUCGGAAUGAUAUCGAUAGUCAACGACGCCAGAACGGUGGAUAUGGUAGCAGUACGAGAGAACAUUCCAGCAGACCAGUAGAUCGGUUAACUACUAAUGGCUGGGAACGAGUCUCUGAAGGACCUUUCACAUCACAGGCAACUUCUAAGAGGCGAAAAGGAACGACAGACCAUAGCGACAAUGCUCAUGCCAUCCCUUUUGCAGCACUUCUGAAGAAACGAAGACGCAACAAGGGAAGAAAGCGAAGAUUAACACGCAUGGCACAAUGUAGCGGAAGAAAAGCCCGUUGCAAAACGAGAUGAACGGAAAAAAUCAGAGAGCUCUGGGCCAUGAUGUGGCCCAGAACUCUCUGA
Thelazia callipaeda (thelaziosis nematode) is the source of this 402-nucleotide messenger RNA. The record is from the annotation of a GenBank genome assembly. NCBI's taxonomy places the organism in Eukaryota, Metazoa, Nematoda, Chromadorea, Rhabditida, Thelaziidae.